This is a messenger RNA of Funneliformis caledonium, 591 nucleotides long. The record is from the annotation of a GenBank genome assembly. NCBI's taxonomy places the organism in Eukaryota, Fungi, Glomeromycota, Glomeromycetes, Glomerales, Glomeraceae.
AUGUCUGAUAAAGGUGAUGAGGGAGAUAGCGAUGUAGAUAGUAAUGAUAAUGAUGAUGAAGUCGAUAAUAAAGCUGAUGGUGAAGCUGAUGGCGAAGUUGACUUAGAUGAUAAUAGUGAAGUUGACUUAGAUGAUAAUGGUGAAAUUGACUUAGAUGGUUUUACAGUAGGUUCAACAUUACAUUUCAAUUUCAGAAAAAAAGCUCGUUCUAGUGCUGUAUGGAAAUUUUUUGAUGAUAAUUUACCAGGAAAAAGUGAAAAACGUGUUUGCAAAAAAUGCAAACAAGAAUUUUCAAAAGGGACCGGCGUUUCUACUUUAAGACUAUUGGCCAAUCAAACCUCACAAAUUUCUGCUAUUUUGGAUCCUCGUAAUAAGCUAUCCGCCUUUAAAAAUGAACAAGAAAGUGAAGAUGCAAAAAGAUCAAUUUUAGAAUUAGUUUCAUAUUGCAAAUUGCCUAUAGAAGAAAAAGCAACAACUAUUAUUGGUGAUAAUAUAAUUGAUACACGUAACUAUUUUCGUCGUCUUCGUCAAAAAAAUAAUAAUCUUCCCGUCAAUGUACCUAAUAAUAAUUCAACAGCUGCUCAAGCCUGA